AUGGCUGGUCCAUCUAAUGCAAAAGGAUCAACUUACAUUCAAGUAGAUGUUCAUUACGAUGGAAUGUUUUCCCCCAUUCCUCAUCUUAUAUACUACCUGAAUCAAAAAACGUCAAUUACAGAUGUCGAUUUUGGUGGAUUAAAUUUCAAGGAGUUCAUUCAUGUUCUUGAGGAUGUCACAAAGGGGAAGUGUCCUGUUGUCUACUACUGUCUUGGGCAUAAGUCAAUGCGUGAUGGGUUGACACCACUGAAAAACGAUGAUGACUACAGGAGGUUUCUUGAUGUUGCACAUGGUAACGAGGGAAAGAUUAAUGUAUAUAUUGAUCACUACAACGAUUCGGUGCUUGACUGGAUAGAGGAAGAAAAGGAAGAAAAAAAUGUUGAUAGUGAAAGCUCUGAUGAAGAUAAAGACUCGGUCAUGUCUGAUGCUCUAUCUGUUGAUCAUGAACCCGAUGAAGAGGUAAUACCAUUGACUAAAUCUGAUGAUCCCUUUCUUAACUAUAUUAGUGUUGUCCCUAGAGAUGAGUUUGUUGAUGAGGAUGAUGAUUCAGAUAAUGGAACCAAAGAAGCCCCAAUUUACCCUUAUCAUGACUCAACUCAGAAAUGGGAUACAAUGCAACCCAUCCUUGGUAUGAGGUUUUGUAACCCUCAAGAACUUAAAAGAUUACCUGGCAGACCUAAAGUCAACAGGAAGAAGGCUGCUUCAGAAAAAGAAGGUCGUCAUACUAUUAGCAAGAAAGGGGCUAUUACAAAAUGCAGCAUCUGUAGAGAACCAGGACACAACAAAAUAACAUGUCCAUUGUCCAAAGAAGGACCAAGUACUAAAGCCAAAAAGAAGAAGGGUAAACAUGUUCCUGAUGUUGAGGAUGAGUCUGAAUUUGAGAUUGAAGAGAUGGAUGAAGUUGAAAAUGAGUAUGAAUCUGAGAUUGAAGAGCUGGCUGAAGAUGGUGAUGAACCUGAUCAGGGACAAGUUGAGGAACCUGCUGCACAACCCGUUGUUGAAGUUGAACAAAGAGCACAACCAUUGAAGAGGAAAAGGAAAUACUCAGAGAGGAUCACUAAAGUGGCAUUAAGUAGGGUGGUCAACACCAAGGAUGGAUGUGGUUUAAGUGUGAAUAAACCUGUUACACUGGAAUGA
Messenger RNA from Lactuca saligna, 1137 nucleotides. Lineage: Eukaryota; Viridiplantae; Streptophyta; Magnoliopsida; Asterales; Asteraceae. The record is from the annotation of a GenBank genome assembly.